Echinostoma caproni is the source of this 2628-nucleotide messenger RNA. The record is from the annotation of a GenBank genome assembly. NCBI's taxonomy places the organism in Eukaryota, Metazoa, Platyhelminthes, Trematoda, Plagiorchiida, Echinostomatidae.
CUCUCAAAUCCNCCACCCGCAUUGAUUCUAUCCCCGGCAAAGUCGAAUUCACCGGAUAUCGCGGACCCGGACGGGACAGAUGCUGAAUACAUGGGCACCUAUUCGCUUGGUCCGGUUAGUUUAGCUGUCAUCCCAUCCGUUGCAGAAGAUGCGGGAAUGACCGAUAGUCUGUUGGCUAAUCCCGAUUUGGAUGCCCGAGAAUCCGAAUUAGGUGAUGAGUUGGAUUUAGCCGGGUCGGUUGCGGCCACCGGAUCAUCUUCACCACCCCGGGUUACUGCAUUCGACUCUCCUCUCCCCGGUAAUCUCUGCGGUCGAAUUGAACCAAAACAAGCCCCGGAGUUUCUUGAAGCUGCUCUCUUACCGCCUUCUUUGUCCGUCCCUUCGUACACCACCGGAUGUGACAGCAGUACGAAAGAGCUAUAUUCCGUCCCCGCCACAGAUGACGGCCUCCAAUCGGACACGGAUGAUCUAUUUGCCUAUCACAUUCGCCCGGGCUUGGAUCUGAGUUCAUCGACUGCGACAAGCGCAAUGCAACAAAGAAACCCUCAGUUCGCUAUUCCGGAAAGAUCUCAACAAAAUUUUACCACCCCUUCUGUCGGUGCUUGUCUGUCUGUCUCUCCCGUUGGUCAAGUGCCCGGACGUUCGACCGUCAGUUCGCACGCGGUGCUUCGUCUCACACCCCAACCAACGCGUCCCACUUUGCCCGAAAUCGCCCCGGUCAGUCUUCCCGAUUUCGCUCAACCGCCUAACACGCACAUCCCCGCCGCGGUUCAACCAUCCCAGACAGACACAAACUCGCAAUCGGAUUACGAUAAUGUGUGCACAUCUACGAGACAGAGACCCAGUAAAUCCGCGAACCUGUCGACCAAACACGGCUGUGCUGCUGUGCGCAAACUGGCCGCUGUGGCCCGGCAUCGAGCCAAUCGGUGGCAGUCACUCACUCCAGGUGAUGAGAGUGACGCGAUGAGUGGAUACAUCGGUGAUGCUGCCUCAUCUGUCUACGACACUGGGGAGGAUGAUGAUGAUGAUGAUGGCGAGCGAGGCAGUACGAACGAUCGGUGCGACGUGACUCAAUUGUACAUCCCUCAUCCACCAAGUGAACCAAUAUACGGGAAGAUUGAAGUGGAUUCCAACAGGAAUUUCCCAAAUCGUUCAACAAGUGCAGCAGUAGCUGCAACAUCACCCCCAGUGGCACACAAUUCUAUCGGACAGAAUAUGACAUCCAAUGGCCACACUGAUGAAACAACCCGUACGGUUCCCGUCCCAACCAAAGCGACUUCAAACGGUUCAGGGACGCGUCGAGCCACAUUGGACACAGCAGUAUCUCUGCAGCCUACGGCGCAGACCAAUUUUAUAAAUGUUCACCGUACUCCGAGCAGUGCAGGAAGUCAAACCAGUGGGCCCGAAAUGCGGUCCGAAUAUGACAAUGUAGAGACCGGUGAAUCAAGUAAUGAGGCACAUAUGUUGAAACAGGCGAGUCCAAAAAGGAAAACCCGUGUUCGAUCGACUCAACAGCCUGGAUCGCAUCGAGUUGCGUCGAUGAAUGCAAAACGUUCAGAGAUUACCCAGCGCUUGUUUGAUGCACAAAUUGCCGCCGAGGCUCGUCGAAUUAGUCGACAAUUCCGAGCGAUGGGUUGGCUUCCGGCUGCUAGCGCCAUCUACUCUCCCGUGGCUCAACGCAGUCCUACUGAGCAGUCGUUGAUAUUCGGUCGCUUCAUUCAUUACUUCACAGUCAGUUACUCCAUACUGUUCAUCCACCGGAUGCGCUUGAAUGGAUCGGUCGCAUCACCGAAUCCAGGCCAGAAACCGUUGAGUUUAGCCAGACCACAUUUAUUUCUUCUACCCAUGGAUGUCACUGUGAGUAAUCCGUGCUCUCGUCAAACCUCAUUCCGUGAUCAGUCCAACCCGGGUGCGAUCGGGGUUGGAGUCGGCGGAGCGAGUAUGUUGAACAGUGAGACCAUGACAACCGUCACAUCGCAAUUCGAUGAGGAUGAUGAGGAGGAGCUGGAUGAAUUCGCUCCACGCUAUGGACAACAUUUGAAUGGUGCUGUGGCCCGAUUGAAUACGCAGCACAACGAGAAUGGGUUUCAUGAUAUGUCAUCUGACUCUGAUAUUUGCGGAGAAAACACAAAAGCUGGUCCAGAGAAAGAAUCGGUUCCAUUUUUAUUGGUACCUGAUGCAGUUCAAACAACAAUGCCUGAGCCCAUAUGCGAACAACUUGGUCUCCUCGAGCCGGCUGUUCGUCGAGAAAGUCGACGGCCUCGAAUCUCGACCUCACCUUCACCGGAGCAUCAAAAUAAUCAAGUGUCAGGUGAUCCCCCAGCUGCGAAGCGAUCUGGUGUCAGUCCCGGAUUAACACGACUGCAACGACGUGCCGCUCGGGUUCGUAGCCUCAUUCCACCGGAGCUACUUCCCUAUAUUAUGCCCAGUUGUAUGAGCUCUCCGAGUCGUUCUUCCUCCAUGAUCAGCUCGGCUUUUGGACAAUCGGGGGUAGUAUUUCUGUCUUUGGCACGCUCACGUCGAUCUCGUCGUAAAAUCGAUCGAAUGAAACGUGAUCGGUUUGUGGAAUCCAAUGCUAAUCGACGAUGUUGUACCAGCGAUCCAGAAUUGAAUUUGAUAUGCCGGUGA